Penicillium subrubescens is the source of this 1497-nucleotide messenger RNA. RefSeq lists its product as uncharacterized. The transcript has 2 exons. Lineage: Eukaryota; Fungi; Ascomycota; Eurotiomycetes; Eurotiales; Aspergillaceae. The coding region runs from base 1 to 1497 and encodes 498 amino acids. The record is from RefSeq and is a predicted model, not a curated record.
AUGGCCACCACACCGCUAGACUCACGAUGGAACUUCAAAAGGAAAGUACUAGUUUAUGCACCCGGCCCUCCUGGUUCCCCUGAUUCCCAAACACAUCUCUCUGCUACCGUUCUUAUGUCCUACAACCCGGAGACCAAGCAAGGGAUCGUCUCUCUUCGGGUCACACCAAAUAAGCCCAACCGGGCUUGCGCAUUGCAGAUGCCGACGUUGACCUUUCCCCCAAAAUCAAUACAAGACUGUUCAUGGUUCCCGAAAAGUAAUGAUAAUCUUUGCCCAGCUCGUUUGCUUCCCAAAGUCCCGGGGCAUGGCGGCAAUGUUUCAGAUAUUUCAACAUUGAGUUUGCAACUGAAUACGACGGCCGAGAUUUUUGUUCCAGAUAAUAUGAAGUGUCUCACGCCACACACUGAAAGCAUGUCGAUCUUUGACACGUUGAAACGUAUCUCUCAACCAGGCACUAUAUAUAUACAUUUCGGCAAAGAUCAGAUUCCAGAGGAAGGAGUACUUCAACUGCAAGGUUUCCUACGUGCCCUUCGAAGCCGCAGUGUCGACCUAUUGCCUUUGAACUUGAAACGCCAACGCUUGGUUCAGACGACUUUGAAUGACGAUCGUCUACUCCCCUUUCCUCCCCCAUACAGCGAAAAGUCCGCGUCCGAGCAGCAGGAGCUACCCCCUAUUGUGCGAAUUCCGAUUCAGAGGUGGUUGAGAAAUGGCGCCUUGUACCUAGAUUCACCACCGAGUUUAUCUGAGAAUGAAAAUCAGGACAGACAGGUCUUUCCAGCCUCUCAACCGCUAGACUCUGGCACUGAAGUCGCUACGCCCACCAAUGUCAGCGCGUCAAGUAUUGUCUCACCUUCACCGUCCCCAAUACGCCCAGCUGUUUUUGCACGUGCUACCACUCGUAGCCGCACACAUCUCGAUAGAAUUGCGGGUCUCGAACGUCAGCUUCGAGGUGUUCCUGAUCACCUCAUUCGCAGACUAUUAAAGGGAUCGGGCCACUCACAUCUGCUGACAGAUCUGGGGGAUUCAGACAGUGAUUUGUCCUAUGAGUCCGAGAAAGCGAGCUUUUCUAAGGUCCAGUCGAAUAACUGUGACUCAAUCCGAGACUACGUCGACGCAACAGUCCAGCGCUCCCUCCAGUCCCACGUGAACGAAAUUGCCGAUGAGAAUUGUACAUUGCUCUACGACUUAAUCCGUGACUUUGGAGAAGAAUUUCGUAGUGAGGCUGAAGAAUUUUACUCUGGUUUACGGAUCGAAACCGAUGAAUGCUUACGCGAACUUGAAGAGACGUGUCAAGAAUCGAUUGACCAAAUGGAGGAAAGAAGCCAACGAUGCCUUGAUUACAUUCGGGAUGAGGGGGUCACGGCUACGGAGGAAAAUAUUGCAAAGUUCAGGCUCUCUCUUAGACGUUAUCGUCACCGUCGCCUUCGGGCUACCCGACCUGGUGCCCCCAAGCACAAUCGGAUGCAACGUUACUCCAGGCGCCGCCGUUGCUGUUAG